UCUCCCGUCACUCGCUGCUCGUCCGCUCCGGCAGUCCCCGCCCCUGUAGUAAAAGCUUCCAGCGCCCGGCUCUCCCGUGACAGCAGCCUGACCGUGUACCCGCCGGCAUGGGCUGCAGCAACUCGUCGUCUGCGGGAGGUUGCAAAGAUACCGGAAAAGACGUGUCAGAUUCAACAUCUCAAGAUGACAAGCAUAGGAAUUAUGGAGGAGUAUAUGUUGGUCUCCCAACAGAUGAAUCUACAUCAUAUAGAGAUUCAAAAGGAGAAGAAGCUCCCAGCAAACCAACAGCACUGAAUGCAACCCCUGAAUCUCCUCUACCGGAGAAUAUCUGCUAGCAGAAAGCUUGACUAAGAACUCUAAGUACGGGUAACUGAGUCCACAAGUCUAAUAUGACGUCUCAUGGAUAUUGCAUUCUGGAGAGGACAUUGUGGCUGACAUUGCAGUUGCCACUCCUGCUUUUUAGUGGAGCCUACAUAGUGUAUGAGGACAACCUCAAUCCAAGGAAACCUGGAAGGAGAACAUUGUGAAACUGAGGAUUUUGUAACUAGCCGAUAAUGAAUUACACUUUAGAUGAACAAUCCAAUUUGCCUCUUAUGCAAAAACAAUGCUUUAACAAAGGAAUAUACCUUCUGCUUAAAGUAAUUAAUCUUUGUAUAAUGAAAGCUUUUCAAAUUUGUAAGCUACCUAUUCAGUUCUUUACUAUUUUCAAGAUCUAUUUGCUGUCAUUGAAUGGAAGCAUUCUUGUUUACCGCAGCACUUACAUGCUUGUCAUAAGGGUGGUUACAAUUCUAUCAAAUCUGUGCACUAUAUAACCCCCAGGCUGAUCCAUUUUGCCUACACUGAUAUUUUGUAGCAAAUGGCCUCACAGGGAUGACUGAAGAUGCUCUCUUAUUUAUUAACUGUGAUAUAGAUAAAAACAGAAAACUAACAAUUUAACUUUGUGAAGCAAUACGAAAUAAUGGGGGCCAGUUGUGUCGUUUUUAGCUGCCUAAGAAAGAAUAGACAGUAACUGCUAUGGCUCAAAUAUGCAACCCAAUGUUCUCUAACACUAGAGGAUAAUGAACAGUUUUAACUUAUUUGGGGAAGCCUUACUGCAGCUGACGUUAUUGGUCAUCCUGUUAUGUAGAUUUUUAUACAAACUGAA
Messenger RNA from Bufo gargarizans (Asiatic toad), 1144 nucleotides. RefSeq names its product chromosome 2 C12orf75 homolog (gene C2H12orf75). The record is from RefSeq and is a predicted model, not a curated record. The coding region runs from base 108 to 335 and encodes 75 amino acids. NCBI's taxonomy places the organism in Eukaryota, Metazoa, Chordata, Amphibia, Anura, Bufonidae. The transcript has 5 exons.